AUCAUUUUUACAAGCAUCCCACUCUUUUUGACUGCCUGUGAUACAUAUCAGAAAAUAAUGAUCCUGACAGAACAGGCUGUGUAUUGCUCUUUGUGGUCUUAUCUGUGUUCUACUCAUGUUUUACUCUGACAUCCAUUGGUGAGCCUUGCACUAGACUGGAAAAAAAACAUUAUCAUAACACGGGUGACGUCACGACGAGUCAGCUGCCAGAAGAGUUUUCCGGUCGGACAUCAUGAGUGAAGAUGAAGCUCAAGGGGCCAAUCCUGCUCCUGGUCCUGCUCGCUGUUGCAGGACUGAGCCGAGCCCAGGUCAAGACCUCUCUCCUGGAUUUGACCAACAGCAUCGGGAACAUCCUUCCCCGUCUCAGCCGACCAGCAAACCACAGCCGCAUCUUCUAUGCAGUGAUGUUUGAUGCAGGGAGCACAGGGACACGCAUCCAUGUCUACACCUUCAUCCACAGUGACUCAGAGGAGCUGCCUGUUUUGGACAAUGAGAUGUUCCAUUCCAUAAAGCCCGGUUUGUCAGCAUAUGCUGACUCCCCUGAACUGGCUGGACACACAGUGAGGAUGAUGUUGAAGGUGGCCAAGAAGACUGUGCCUCGCCUGGAGUGGAAGAGAACUCCACUUGUCCUCAGAGCCACAGCUGGACUUCGGCUGCUGGCUGCAGAGAAAGCCCAGGCUCUUUUGGAGCAGGUUCAACAUGUGUUUGACGAAUCUCCUUUUUUGGUCCCAGACAACAGCGUCAGCAUAAUGAACGGCACAAAUGAAGGAAUCCUGGCUUGGAUAUCUGUGAACUAUCUGACAGGUCACCUGAAUGCACAAAACAAGAAGACAGUGGGAAUCUUGGAUCUGGGAGGAGGAUCCACGCAGAUCACUUUCCUGCCGAAACUGAGGAAAACCAUUGAAAGUGUUCCUUUUGCCGACUACAUUGCCAGAUUGGGCAUCUCCAACUCAUCAUUUGAAUUAUACACUUACAGUUACCUUGGAAAUGGACUGAUGGCAGCGCGACUGGCCACACUGGGCGCUCUGGGUGCAGAAGGGUUGGAGUGGCGGGUUUUUAAAAGUCCCUGCCUGCCAAAGAAGUUCAGGGAUGAAUGGAGUUUUGGAGGGCUGACCUAUCAAGUGAGCGGGGACCCAGAUGGUUAUGCAGGAUACAAGCUUUGUUAUCAGGAAGUACUUAAGGUGGUGAAGGGGAUUAUUCAUCAGCCGCAUGAGCUCGAGGACAGCAACGUAUUCUAUGCAUUCUCCUAUUAUUUUGACAGAGCUGUGGAUGGAGGCCUUAUCGAUGAGGUCCAAGGAGGGAUGCUGGAGGUAAGAGACUUCAAGAAGAGAGCUAAAGAGGUGUGCAAUAAGAUGACCAAGUACCCUCCCAUCCGUUCUUUCCUGUGUAUGGACCUGACCUACAUCACUUGCCUGCUCAAGGAUGGAUUCGGCUUCAAGGAGAGCACCGUGCUGAAGUUGACCAAGAAAGUGAACAACGUGGAGGCAAGCUGGGCUUUGGGCGCCACGUUGGACCACUUCCACAACCUGAAGAUCCACUGAGGAGAAGGGAGGAACAAACACUGCUCAUUUAGGUGGUGCUCAAUAACAAACACGGGUAAUGUGCACUACCUUAUCUUACGGCCCCAGACAGUUGCAGUUUGUUUUAUGAGGGCAGAGCUAACCCCAUGAGUAAUUCUUAAUUUUUUUUUAAAAAGCAAUUAUUCUCAAGUGUAAUAUAUUGAGCUGUAAAUGAGCAAUGUGUUGCCUUACUCAAAGAACAAGUGAAGCACUGGAGGUUGACAUUUGAGUGAAAGAUGUUACCAAUAACACUCCGUUUUGAGCAUUACUAGAUACACAAUUUGUUUGAGAUGGAUGUUUUCCUCCGGCUGAUAAACCGGGUGGCCUGGCUGGUUGUGCAAGACCAGUGUUUACAUGCAGCAACAUGAUGUACUGAGCUUCAGUAGUUUUUAUUGUCCUGGUUUUUGUAGUUAGUAAUAAGCAUAAUGGUACAUUUAAAUUUGACAGGCAAUCAUAUCAGCCAUUGGAAGAAAUUUAGAGAUAAGUGGGACUCAUUAUCAUCACUUCAUUUCAACCUCACACUGCUGUUUACAAUGAUAAUGCAUUAUAUUUUCAUAAACUUUUCAAA
Molecule: messenger RNA, 2127 nt
Organism: Sebastes umbrosus (honeycomb rockfish)
Lineage: Eukaryota; Metazoa; Chordata; Actinopteri; Perciformes; Sebastidae
Product: ectonucleoside triphosphate diphosphohydrolase 5-like
Exons: 14
Coding region: 243-1541 (432 amino acids)
Biological process (GO): nucleoside diphosphate catabolic process
Cellular component (GO): membrane
Molecular function (GO): UDP phosphatase activity; GDP phosphatase activity
Source: RefSeq, a predicted model, not a curated record